Messenger RNA from Meloidogyne enterolobii, 703 nucleotides. NCBI's taxonomy places the organism in Eukaryota, Metazoa, Nematoda, Chromadorea, Rhabditida, Meloidogynidae. The record is from the annotation of a GenBank genome assembly.
UUUUUUUUCUUUUAAUUUUUUUAUUCUUUUAUUAGGUUUUACUUCAAAUUCCACUCAUUUUUCGAAGGUCUUUAAGCAAAUUUCACUUCAAUUUUUAAUGUCUACAAGUGCCUCUUCUUCUAAAAUUGUCCGUCAUGUAUCGAAGGUUUGUCAUGUAGAUGAACAACAACUUUAUUUGAGUGAACGUGUUUGGGCGUGUGCUUGGCAUUUUGGUGGGAAAUUAAUUGCUUCGGCUGGGGAGGAUAAAACAAUCAAGAUUUGGAAGUGUGAAGAGGAGGAAAAUAAACAAAAUAAUGGAAAAAUUGAAGCAACUUCUGAAGUUUCUCCCCUUUCUAUAAUCAAAAUAGGAACAAUUCGAGGUGAUCAGACUCGUUCAAUUCGUUGGGUGUGCUUUUCCCCCUGUGGAAGGUUUCUUGCUGCAGCUAGUUUUGAUGCUACAAUAAUUAUUUAUGAGAGAAAUAAAAGCUCCAAUGAAUUUGAAGAACUCCACAAAUUAGAAGGACACGAGUGUGAGGUAAAGUGCUGCAGUUUUUCAAUAAGUGGACACUAUCUUGCAACUUGCUCUAGAGAUAAAACUGUUUGGAUUUGGAAAGUUCCUUUUGAAAACGAUGACGAAGAUUACGAAGUUCUCUCUAUCCUUCAACAACACACUGCUGAUGUUAAAUUUGUUGUUUGGCAUCCUAGAGAAGACGUAAAAAUUUGA